ACAAAGAAGAGAGAGGAUAAGGAAAAUAAAAUGUCUGUUGGCCUUGACGUUGGGAUUGGGCGGGUAGAGAUAUCCCGGCAGAAAAUAACAGCGGCAAGUAAAGUCAAAGGGGACGGUCAACGGCGUGCAGGUGUAUUAAAAAUGGUGGACAGACAGCUAUCAAAGGGCAACUUUAAAAUGGCUCUUUCUCUACUCAAACAAUUGCAUCUCUCUGCCUUCUCUUCUUGUUCUUCUUCUUCCAAACAAGUUCCCAAAAGAGUCUCAUCAGUAGAGGAAUUAAAUCUAAGCAUGACUGAGACAUCUACUCUGCAACCAUUAUUUGACUCCAUUCUCGGUUCAAUCAAGAGUAGCCUUGAAUCUUCACCAUUGGAUGAGACACUAACCGGUGAAGACGGUAACUUGUACCUUGAAGAUGAUGAUAUAAUUGACAACAAGCAAGUUGUGCAGCAUGAAGCGGGUCACUUUUUAGUUGGCUACUUGCUAGGAAUUUUACCAAAAGAGUACAGCUUUUCCAGCUUGGAAGAUGUGAAGCAAGACAAAGUUGCUGUUGCAAGUGUAAAAUUUAUAGGCUUUGAAUUUUUGGCAGAGUUAGAAGAUAAAGUGCAAUUGAAGAAAAAAUCACAUGAAGCAAAGCCAGGUCAUCGGGCUAAUAAGAACAAGCUAUCUUCCACGGUUUUAUGCAAGUUCGCCUGUGUGAUUGUCGGAGGCUUGGUAGCAGAGCAUCUGGUCUUUGGAUACUCAAAAGGGCAUCAUGCAGAUGUUGAAAAAUUGGACAGAGUUCUUAAAUGGAUGCAUUUCACGGAAGAUGAAGCAAACACUCUGAUGAGAUGGGCUGUACUGAACACCCUCCUAAUAUUAAAUCGUCAUGAUGAAGCUAGAUCAACAUUAGUGGAGGCCAUGGUUGAUGGAAGAUCGAUUGGAAAGUGUAUUGAUAUGAUAGAAAGUACAAUAAAUGAUCACAAAAUCUAACCUUCUCAAAUAUUGGGCAUCAUGCCGUUAGUUUGCUUCAAGAACACUUUGCAGUCAGUCAUUGGAACUUACAUACUUGUAAGUUUCAUAUUGUACAUCAUCUGAUGCUGUAAAAACCAUACACAGCUACUUGGAAAUUUCACAAUGUAAUCUCCUUAUCAUCAACAUUCAUCCCACUGCAGUGCAGGGAUAUAUAGAUUACAGACUUAGUUAUGUUUCAAAGUGCAGCGCAGCACAUUUAAAGAAUCUUUCAGUUUGUUGUAUCUCUUGAUUGCAAUUGUAUGUACUUGAACUCAUUAGAAAAUUGAUUCAUUUUGUGCUAUUAAGUUACUACAACCUUGCUAUGAAAA
Molecule: messenger RNA, 1319 nt
Organism: Erigeron canadensis
Lineage: Eukaryota; Viridiplantae; Streptophyta; Magnoliopsida; Asterales; Asteraceae
Exons: 8
Coding region: 31-969 (312 amino acids)
Biological process (GO): proteolysis
Molecular function (GO): ATP-dependent peptidase activity; ATP binding; metalloendopeptidase activity
Source: RefSeq, a predicted model, not a curated record